Molecule: messenger RNA, 3298 nt
Organism: Saimiri boliviensis boliviensis (Bolivian squirrel monkey)
Lineage: Eukaryota; Metazoa; Chordata; Mammalia; Primates; Cebidae
Source: RefSeq, a predicted model, not a curated record
GGAGACCGGGGCGGGGAGCGGGGCGGGCGGGCGGCGGGUCCCCGCGGAUUCCGGCGCCGCCCGGGCCCCUGUGAGGUCCACGCUGCCGCUUCGGCGCCGGUUUUGAGAGGUUUCCCCCGUUGUGGGGUCCGAAGCCUCCCCUCCUCUCUUUAAAGUGACGUGAUUCGGAGAAAAGCGAACGGACCGUGAAGAGGCCCGCAGGCUUGCGUGGGGUGCGGGCCCCGGGGGGACCGUGCUGGGCUCCCGGGUCGCCGCCACCCCGCGACGCGCGGCGGCCCUCGAGCAGCGGCCGCCUCCCGGAAGAGGCCGUGAGGUCCAGGCGCGGGGCUGCCGCGCGGUGCGCAUCCGGCGAGCGGGUGCGUUCCCGCGUCGAUCCUCGUCGCGACGAGGUUGCUCGGAGAUGGCGAGCGACAGUGCGCCUCGCUGCAUGAGGUUCCCGUGAACGGUGCUUCCGAGAAAACGUGUUGCUGGGCGAUGGGAACUCGAGAUUCUUAAUUUAGCAGGUUUUCCCUCGCGCUUCGCUGGGCCUUCGCCGGACGCUGCCGGUCACUGGGCCAAGCGGACACGCAGAAGCUCCCUGGCCCCGAGGAGCUAGCGCCGCAGUUCGGACGGCCCGGAGCCGCCGCCGAGGCGGGAAGCUGCGCCCUGGAAGGAGCCGCCUGCCGCCCGCGUCGCGCCACGGCUGCUCCGCGGGCUUCCGGGCGCGCUCAGCUGCGGGCGUCCGUGACAUGAUCUUCCCGCCGUGCCCCUUUGCGUUUCCAGGAGUCGACUUUUUUUUUCUCAUGUAAAAGUCAAACGUCUGCUGAAAACGAUAGCUUUUGAAGCAAGCGGCGUCCCCGCGGCCCUGCCACGCAGCUCUUCCGCUUCGCCUCGCUGUGCUUAGUCGUUUCUCCGUCUCCCGUUCCUGUGUCUCCAGGUGACUCCAGACCGCGGAGGAUGAGCUGCUGUCCCUGGAGGAGAACGGAUGGAGGGAAGCGGCUCCUGCGGGGCUCCCUCUGCGGCCGCUGCUGAUCUGGGGGAGGAUGCGGGUCCAACGAGGGGCCUGCCUGCCGCCCCCUCCAAAGAUGUUCGCAAGGGUGCUGGAGGGAUCGUCUUUUCCUCCUCACCGAUUCUAGACUUGAGUCAGAGUGGUCUGUGCCAUUUGGAAGAUGUCUUUAGAAUCCCCAGCCUUCAACAAUUGCACCUGGAAAGGAAUGCCCUCUGUGUGAUUCCUCAAGAUUUCUUUCAGUUACUGCCGAACCUGACUUGGCUGGAUCUCCGGUACAACAGGAUCCAGGCACUUCCUUCUGGGAUUGGAUCUCACAAGCAUUUGAAAACUUUGCUUUUAGAAAGAAAUCCUAUCAAAAUGUUACCUGUGGAGCUGGGGAGUGUGGCUACACUGAAAGCCCUGAACUUGAGGCACUGCCCUCUGGAAUUCCCUCCCCAGCUCAUUGUGCAGAAGGGAUUGGUGGCUAUCCAGCACUUCCUGCGGAUGUGGGCAGUGGAACACUCUCUCCCCAGAAAUCCAGCUUCUCAAGGGGCUGCGCCGGCUAAAGAGAUGACCCUCCACACCCUCCCGAGCCUGGGACUGGAGUUGUCUGCAGACAACGCGUCCGAUGAAGGAGCUGCGAGUGCUGGGGACCCGGAGCGGGCUGUGAUGAAAGAGAAGGCUGGCUUUCUCCCGCCCGUGGAAAAGCCUGACCUGAGUGAUCUCAGGAAGUCCGCCGACUCCUCAGAGCACUGGCCCAGCGAGGAGGAGAUCAGGCGCUUUUGGAAGCUGAGGCAGGAGAUUGUUGAGCACGUGAAGACAGAUGGUCCUGGAAAUCAGCUCUUACUGAGGGAAUUACCUCCCAAUCUCAAGGCGGCCUUGAACAGUAAUAAAGAACCGCCGAAGCCAAGGCACAUUUUCAGAAGGAAGACGGCCUCCUGCAGGAACAUCUUACCCGACCUCUCGUCACCAUCCCAAAUGGCGAUCCGAGCAAGAAGACUGGAGGACAGCCGAGCGGCCGCGCUCCUAGAGCUCCGGGAGAAGGAGGCUCUGAUGGAGCAGCAGAGACGAGAGAGAAGGGCACUGCAGGAGUGGAGAGAGCGAGCCCAGAGGACGAGGAGGAGAAAGGAGGGGCUCAGCAGACUCCUGCCUCCUCGGAGGAGCACGGUGGCAUCAAGGAUUCCCUUUGCCGCAGAUCUGAUAGAUAAUGGGAAAACACCACUGAAUCCACCUGGAAAAAUGAAACCACGCAGAGAGAAAUCAUCACAAGCAAUUAAAGAAAUGAGUGCCUUCCAAGAGGGGAACUUGGAAGAGAGGAUCAAACAGCACAUCCGCCAAAUGCGCGAGCAAAGAGUCCGUGGCCAGGCCCCGCUGGAGAUGAGGAAGGCCGCCGAGGAUCUGGAAAUCGCCAGAGAGCUACAGGAUGAAGUAUUGAAGCUAAAACUGGGAUUAGCCGUGGACAAAGACCAGCGAUGGACUGCCCUCACUGGAGGCCUUGCGCUUCGCCCGCCAGCAUCACGGCCUCAAAAUACAUUUUUUAACACAAAAUAUUAAGAAUCGGGAAAUGUUCGCAGAUGCCAUGACACCAGGUGGCUGGACUGAUGGAAACGUCUUCAGACAGGAGAUGCUCAGUCUUCUUUCCCGGGCGUGGCCUCCUGCGUGGUGGCCGGGAGAGCACCAGGUUCAGCAUUCCUCUUAUGGCUGUUUCAUGGCAGCCUGUUGGUUUUCUUAGAUGGUCCAUGUUUCUCCUGAGGCCGUGGAAGAUUUCAGCCGAAUUAAACGAAAGGACACGGCGCGCACGUGGCCUGUUUUCACUCCUUUCCGCAGGUUCCUGUCAAUCCACGUGGCAGAAAGGUCAGGCACCAGCCUCUCUCCCGCCCUGGAGCCCUUGUUACGAAAGUCCUCAUAGCUUUCAUUCACUUCGUAACUUUAGUGUGGGAGAAGAGACCAGGUCAUCUGAUUCCUGCGAGGCCAGAGGCAGGGCCCCCCUUUCCUGCUCCCUGCCCGGUGACAGGGCCCCCCUUUCCUGCUCCCUGCCCGGUGUCAGGGCCCCCCUUUCCUGCUCCCUGCCCGGUGACAGGGCCCCCCUUUCCUGCUCCCUGCCCGGUGACAGGGCCCCCCUUUCCUGCUCCCUGCCCGGUGACAGGGCCCUCUUCGGCCUUGACCCCUUCCUGAUUGCUGCCACUCGGCCUGCACGUGGGACAGUGGCCUCCAUCCCGGGGCCACGGCAGGGCCCGCAGACCUUGCGUCAUGGAUCAGCCUUAUUUCACACUCUGCCUGCCCAGGCUGUGUAGAUUCCGUGUGACUUAGUGUCUUGUGCUGAGUGUUUGA